UUUUUGUGCGCGACUCAUCUCGUUAUCUCUCAUAAUCGUCGUAAAUUGUUAAUUUCCUAUAGUAAAAAACCAAUAAUAAUGAGUGCUAAAUGUAAAAUAAUUUGUUAAAUUUGACAACAAAACGGACGCGAUGUGAGCAUUUGGGUUUAAUUAAUCUCUAGCCAGCUUGGACCACACGCAAAGAGAGGGCGUCAACAAAGGGCGAAACAGUGCAGGAAGAAGAAGAGUGGAAUAUUCAACGUCGUUCUUUCUCAUACAUACAAACUAAGCAAACAAACAAAUACAUAGAUAUUCAUUUUCACUAUAGUUAGUGGUAUAAAUAGUGAACGAAACCAGCCAUGAGUAACCACAGAUAUCACGGCGGCGGCAGUUACAUGCACCCGAGAAUGUAUCCACAUCAUUUUACAUACGUUUCCAGCUGUGUGAAAUAUUUGAUCUUUUUGCUGAACUUUUUGUUCUGGCUGUUUGGAGGUCUCUUGAUGGCCAUUGGUAUCUAUGCGUUCAUGGACAAGCUUAAGGAUGGAAAUGGAUGGGUUCGGCUCGAGACCAUCUACGAUGUCAUCUUUAACAUAUCCCUAGUUAUGAUCAUCGCAGGCAUUGUGAUAUUUGUGGUCAGCUUUGCGGGUUGCCUGGGCGCUCUAAGGGAGAACACUUGUUUGCUCAAAUUCUACUCGAUGUGCCUGCUAGUCUUCUUUCUUAUGGAAAUGGCCAUAGCCAUCAUUUGCUUUGUCUUCCCUCAAAACAUGAAUUCAUUCCUGGAACUGCAGUUUACGGACAAGAUUAUACAUUCCUAUCGCGACGACUCGGAUCUUCAGAAUUUCAUCGAUUUUGCACAGCAGGAGUUCAAGUGCUGUGGCCUCAGCAAUGCAGGUUAUCAGGAUUGGAGCAAAAAUGAAUAUUUCAACUGUUCUUCGCCGUCGGUAGAGAAGUGUGGCGUGCCCUACAGUUGCUGCAUAAAUGCUACGGACAUAAGCUCUGGCCUAGUCAACAUUAUGUGCGGCUAUGGAGUGCAAGAGCAUUCGGUGGCGGCGGCCAGCAAACGCAUAUGGACUAGCGGCUGCAUUGAGAUCGUGCGAGUUUGGGCCGAACGCAAUCUGUAUGUAAUCGCUGGCGUUGCUUUAGGCAUUGCGCUAUUGCAGCUGUUUGUUAUUUAUUUGGCCAAGACUCUGGAGGGUCAAAUUGAAAUGCAAAAGUCGCGCUGGUCGUGAGUGCCAUAGCACCCGGUCUUUUACGGGUAUCCAUUCGAUGAUUUCUACUACUACGACACCCAAAUGUAAACGAUGCGACUUGCGACUUGGUUGUGUUGCUAGCCAAGUUAAAUAUCUCUAUAUCUUUGUCAAGUUAAUCUGGUCCGCGCAGUGCUCAAACAAAUUUCACAACACUUUUAUCAAUUAGUAUUAACCAAAUACGGUCGAGACAACACACUCGACUGUUUGCAUUUCAUGAAUACUCUUCUUGCCUUUUGAUAAUUUCGAAUUUCAGUAUUCCUCUUUAUUCUCGACCAUUUCUUCCGCUCUGAAUACUAGUUGUAGUCCUUAUACAUCUAUACUCAAAUAAUCAUAGACAUUAUUAUUGUAUU
Molecule: messenger RNA, 1579 nt
Organism: Drosophila sulfurigaster albostrigata
Lineage: Eukaryota; Metazoa; Arthropoda; Insecta; Diptera; Drosophilidae
Product: tetraspanin-33
Exons: 3
Coding region: 339-1208 (289 amino acids)
Biological process (GO): protein localization to plasma membrane; protein maturation
Cellular component (GO): membrane
Source: RefSeq, a predicted model, not a curated record